Messenger RNA from Fonsecaea nubica, 789 nucleotides. RefSeq lists its product as hypothetical. The transcript is spliced from 3 exons. Lineage: Eukaryota; Fungi; Ascomycota; Eurotiomycetes; Chaetothyriales; Herpotrichiellaceae. The record is from RefSeq and is a predicted model, not a curated record. The coding region runs from base 1 to 789 and encodes 262 amino acids.
AUGACGGGUGAACAGACAAUGAAAGGCAAGGUUGCUAUUGUAAGUGGCAGUGCCAAAGGGAUUGGGGCAGCUACUUGCCUCGAGUUGGCAGCGAGGGGGGCUCUCGUUAUCGUCAAUUAUCCCUGGCCGUCUCAGAAAGCUGACGCAGACAAAGUCCUGGAAGAUAUUAAAUUGAGUGGCGCCACGGCCGCUGAUCAAUGUCGAGCCAUUGAGGCGGACAUGUCGACGCUGGAUGGACCCCAGCGGCUCGUCGACGAAACAGUUUGCUUGGUCGGGCGACCAAUCGACAUCCUGGUGAAUAAUGCAGGGAUAGCAAUCAUGCGCCCGCUCGAAGAUGUUACCGUGGAUCAAUGGGACACACAAGUCGACCUCAACGUCAGAGGAAUGCUUCUGCUCACUCAAGCCGUGUUACCUCAUCUCGCACACAAUAGCCGGAUCGUCAACCUGAGCAGUGUUGGUGCGCGUCAGGGAUUUCGAGGGUCUACGGUCUACGGCGGGACGAAAGCCAUGAUUGAAUCGUUUACAAGAUGCUGGGCCUUGGAAUUGGGACCAAAGUAUCGAUGUACCGUCAACGCCGUCGAGCCUGGGCCCACAAACACGGCUGGCUUCACACAAUCUGGCCCAGACUUUCUGCAGAACAUCCAGCCUCUCCUCGAUGCGACACCCAUGGGACCACGCAUGGCCGAGCCGUCGGAGAUCGCCUAUGCGAUUGCUUUUCUCUGCGAGGAACGGAGCGGCUGGAUCACCGGGGCUUGUCUUCCGGUAAAUGGGGGAUUCUUGAUGCCGUAG